AUGUUGCUGAACAACCCAGCGCCCGAGGAGGUGACCGCAGUGCGGCAAGAAAUCUCAUAUCUUGCAGCGCAGGGUGAAGUCUACGAUGAGAACAUUCCAUUCGGCGAGGGAGCUUUCCAGAAAAGAGUACUUAUCAUGAGCGUCUUCGCCGGUGCCAUCAUGUAUGCGCAGAACCUGCUGUUCCGGAUGUCGUGGCUCGAGAUGGACCACUGGUGCCGCCGGACGAACGCUUACUCCAACAUGAGCGUGGCCGCAUGGAAGGAGUUGGCCAUUCCGCUUUACCCCAACGGAAGCUACAGCCGCUGCACGACGCGCGUUCCACCGGACGGCGGCACGUGGGCCCGCGUAGAACCUUGCGUUGAAUGGGAGUUCGACCUGGACGAGCACGGCAACACCGCGGUUAGCGAGUGGAGCGUUGUGUGCCAGCGUCGUCGUCUCGCCGACGCCGCCCAAGUGGCACACGUCGUCACCAUGACCAUCACGCUCCUGGCACUGGGCCCUAUAGCCGACCGCAUUGGACGCAAGACGGUGGGGGUCCUGGCGCUCGCGGCUCUACUGCUCACGCUCUCGGCCGCCGCCGUCGCGACCGACCUGCAGACAUUCAUCGUUGUGCGUUCAGUCGCAGCGGCUGCGUCGGCUGGCCUCUUUGUCCUCAGCGUCCUGCUGUACGAGAUAACGACAACGACCCGCCGACUGCUUUACACCACCAUCGGCUCGGCUCUUUCGUUUGUCAUCUCCCGGGUGUGUCUAUCUUUGGCGCACGCGUGGAAAGCGAGCUGGUCGGCGUCGCACAUGCUCCUUGCAUUCUUUGCCUUAGUCCUCCUCGUGGCUUUCCCCGUCCUCGACGAAUCACCAUCUUGGCUGAUCGCUGCGCACCGCGAAGACGAAGCCAGGCGCGUCGCAGUGAGAGUAGCCAACGCCAACGACGCCCCCGUGAGCCACUGCCAUGAGUUCUUCAAGAGACACAUGUACAGAGUACAACAAGUACCUGACGGAACCACAGGGACAAGCCAAGGUAGCAGCGGGAAGAGAGCGAACCUCACAAGGCCGUAUGUACUCACCGCUUUCAUCUGGACCGUCCUGGGCUUGACUUCUGUCCACUUCGACAGCAGCCACCCCACCGCGCAUAGCGCCUAUGUUCGCGCCUUGAUCGAUCUCGGCAUAGCGCCCUUGCUCGUCGCUGUGUGGCCCCAUCUGGAGAAUGGCCGGCGUUUAAGGAACGUGGCGGCAUGCGCCGCACUCGUGUUCAGCAGUUCGUCAGCGCUGCUGUUCUCCGCGUACACCGAAUACAACACUGCCUUGGCCACAGUGCUGUUGAUCGUGAUGCGCCUCGCGUCCAUACUUCUCGUCGUUCUCGAAUUCUACCUCACUCUCGCCGCGUUUCCGACCGAGUCACGGUCCACCGGUUCCUGCUUAGGCCUAGCUUCCUUCUGGAUAUGCAAUUUGAUCGGACUAGUAAAGUUCCGCGGCGUCCUCAAGAGGCGCGAAGACAACUCGCUCAUGGUCGAAACUGUGCUAAUGGCGAUGACUGCUAUGGCCACCAUGUACAUGCCUUCAGAGGACGCCUGCCCUUCACGAAGUAUGGACUCCUUGGCCGCCGCGUCAUUGCCCUCCAAAACGAGUCCUUUCAGCGGCGGACAGCCUCCGUGUUCUGCAGUGGUAUCGCUGGCUGCCGAGGAUCAGCCCAAAGCGUCGCCAGUGGAUGUGCGCACGGCAUCCAGGAAGAAGUCAAGAGCCAAUAAGAUGCCGGAGCAGUUCGCUGUGCGCCCUUCCAAGUUUCCAGUGAACUGGUAA
This is a messenger RNA of Dermacentor silvarum, 1794 nucleotides long. RefSeq names its product solute carrier family 22 member 7. The transcript has a single exon. Gene Ontology annotation, biological process: transmembrane transport. The record is from RefSeq and is a predicted model, not a curated record. Bases 1 to 1794 code for a protein of 597 amino acids. Lineage: Eukaryota; Metazoa; Arthropoda; Arachnida; Ixodida; Ixodidae. Gene Ontology annotation, molecular function: transmembrane transporter activity.